Molecule: messenger RNA, 750 nt
Organism: Neoarthrinium moseri
Lineage: Eukaryota; Fungi; Ascomycota; Sordariomycetes; Amphisphaeriales; Apiosporaceae
Exons: 1
Coding region: 1-750 (249 amino acids)
Source: RefSeq, a predicted model, not a curated record
AUGGCGCCCGUACCAUCCCCGCGCGACGUCGUGCGCGCAGCGCUUACGACAACAAGACAUGUCGAUGCACCAUCAUUACCCCUCGAGAUCUUACGACGAGAAACACCGUCAGCAUCCUCCGGCUCGCACACAGCGGCGCUAACGCGGCUCUUGCGACGAUUGGCGACCGAUGUAUCCGCAGUGCCUCAGGGCUACGGCUUGACGCCCUCAGGCCCGGAUGCCGGGACUGUUGUCGGCAUUGUGUUAGGCUCAGUGGCGGGCUUCAUACUGGUCUUGUGGCUGAUUUAUACUUGUGUCAACCUGGGCAACCCGCGCAACACCGUCGUGGAGACGGCCUCGGUGGGCGGCACGGCGUCGGUCGUGACGCGCAAAUCUCGCAAGCACCGGCGGCGGUCCCACCACUCCCACUCCCGCUCGCCACGGCGCGAGACGGUUGAGGUGCGCCGCACAGAGCGCAUCGUCCCUGUCCCGGGCCCCGAACGCAUCAUCGUCGAGGAGCGGAGCCGGAGCCGCGGGCCCCCACCCCCGCCGAUGCCCCCGCCACCGCGCAUGGUCGUGGAUGACGACGACGAUGAGGUUGUCGUCAUCGAGGAGAACACCCCGCCGAGGCGGCGCGAGAGCAGGCACAAGAGGAGGAGCAGCGAGCGCAGGAGCAGCGGAUACCGGGAGGUAGACCCCUAUCGGUAUGCCGGGGGUGACGAGCCUAUACGGAGCGUGAGUCGCCGGCGUAGCGACUCGCGCAGGCGGUGA